AAAGCAGCUGUGAAUUGCCUGUGAUUUUGCCAACUUCUAGGCUAGGUCAUUAUGGCCACCAAAACAAGAAAUUACGGUAGAGGAAUUCUGCGUUUUACUUCACUGCAGCCCUGUAGACGACCAGGACAAACAGCUUCUGCAAACGAUACUCUCAAACAGGAAGGAGCACUGUUAAAUUCUCGCGUGCAAAAUGGUGGCGAAAUGCACGUGCAGAGAAACGGUGGAGUAGGGAACGUCCCUACACCACCAGCACAAAAAGGAGGUAAACCAGUAAGAUUAUUGGCAAAGUACAACUAUAAGGCGAAUCCAGCCAAACCUGGAGGAUUUGAUGAGUUAGCUUUAACACAAGGAGAGAAAUUAGUUUUUGUCCGACCGCACCCUUUAAAUCCAUUCUGGUGGGAGGCAAAGAAUGAAAAUGGAGAAGGAGGAUUCGUACCAGCAAGUUAUAUGAUGGUUCUUGAAGACAAAAUUACCUCUCUACCGUGGCUUGAAGAUGCUGAAAAGGAAGACACAGGAAUAGAAAAUGAACAGGCCAAAGGCAAUCCAGGUGCCAAACCAGCUCUCAGACCUUAUGUAUCGGGGAUCAAGAUGAUAACUUCCACCUGUUAAGUUUGAGUAUUCUCAUUACCUUUUUGCUGGAUGAUGGAUAUUUUAGCAAGAAGUUACAUGUUAAUCACUUCUGGAAGUUCGAGGGUUUACAAAUGCUGUUAACUCUUAUUUGUUUUGUUAAAUUAACACUUUUACUCCCAAAAUCUCUUAAGAACAGCUCCUUGCUGUUUGCCAUACAAUUCUUGUGAUGUUAGUACAAAUAAUUUGGUAUUAGCUAGUAAUUCCUUUGUUGAUAUCUUUUCUUUAUUCUCAUCACUUGUCUUCUUGAUGUUGUAUUGAUAUUGUAAGGAGAAAUUCUGCCUUGGUCACUCAUGGGAGUAAAAAAAGGUUGAAGCUUGUUGCAUGUAGCCUUCAUAAAAAGCCAAUCAACUUGAAACUAGUAAAACUUCUGUUGUUUCUCUCAUCAGCUUGUGCCAAUAAUGUCUGGGAUACAAGUUAAAAGAAUGUUUCUCUGAAAGUUUAAAACAUGUUAGUAAUUCAAUGCUGUAGGUUGUACACCCAGAGUUGCAGAGUAUCAGAAUUUUUAAUGGCAAUUAAGCUCAGGGGAAAUUGUAUUUAUUUUUCAUAUUUGUUUCUCGGAAAAGUGUAAUUUAUUUGAGUACUAGGUAAUGAAAUAAUAAAAUUUGCAUUUGGUACAUAAA
Molecule: messenger RNA, 1250 nt
Organism: Stylophora pistillata
Lineage: Eukaryota; Metazoa; Cnidaria; Anthozoa; Scleractinia; Pocilloporidae
Molecular function (GO): zinc ion binding; protein binding; nucleic acid binding
Source: RefSeq, a predicted model, not a curated record